UCAGAUGCUUCACCAGUGUUGUCGUACAGCUUCAUAGAGCAGACAUUGCAACCAGGUCCUGCAGUUUCCCUGAAAUGCAGCGCCAGUGGAAAUCCUACGCCUUCCAUUUCCUGGGCUUUGGAUGGGUUUCCUCUGCCCAAAAACAGUCGAUUCGUGAUAGGACAGUACGUGACGAUACACGGUGACGUCAUCAGUCACGUGAAUAUCUCGUCGGUUAGCGUGGAUGAUGGUGGAGAGUAUUCCUGUUCGGCUGAGAACAGAGCUGGGAAGGCUGUACAUUCUGCAAGGCUCAACGUUUAUGGUCUCCCGUACAUCAGAGUGAUUCCAAAAGUGACAGCUGUAGCUGGAGAGGAUUUCGAGCUAAAAUGUCCAGUUGCCGGGUACCCUAUUGAAGAAAUACGCUGGGAGAGAGGUGGAAGAGAGCUACCAGAAGACCUGAGACAAAGGGUGCUUCCUGGGGGAAUUUUGAAAAUUUCGCCCGUUCAAAAAGCAUCCGAUGCCGGACUGUACACUUGCUGGGCCAGAAAUAAACAAGGACAGACUGCUAGGAGAACGGGAGAGGUCACUGUCAUUGUGCCCCCCAAGCUAAGCCCAAUUAUCCCCGACCGCACCCACAACGUGGGCGACCGUGCCAGCCUGACGUGUUCGGUGACCAAGGGUGACCUUCCGCUGACCAUCACCUGGCUCAAAGAUGGCCGACCGAUGGACCUGCAGACCUCUGGCGGUCUCCAGAACUCCGCCGGUCUCCAGGACACCUCAGGAGGGGUCUCGGUGACCCACGUGGACCGUUUCAACAGCAUCCUAUUGGUGGAGAGCCUCUCGCCGGAGCAUAACGGCAACUACACUUGUGUCGCCGCCAACCCGGCCGCUCAAGUAAUGCACACUCAGCGACUUGUGGUCAACGUUCCUCCAAGAUGGUCAAUUGAACCAGUUGAUGCGAGUGUAGAGAGGAACCGCCAUGUUGUCAUCAACUGUCAAGCACAAGGAGUUCCCGAACCAACUAUCACAUGGAAGAAAGCCACUGGUAGCAAAUCAGGAGAAUACCAAGACAUGAGAGAUCGUCAGCAUACUAAACUACUGGGCAAUGGGUCUCUCCUGUUGCAGCAUGUAAAGGAAGACAGGGAAGGGUUCUAUCUCUGUCAGGCCAACAAUGGUAUAGGCAGUGGCAUAGGAAAAGUUAUACAACUCAAGGUCAAAUCUUCUCCCUACUUCUCAGCGCCUUCUCGUAUCGUGACAGUGAAGAAGGGAGAUACGGCCACACUGAAUUGCAAGGUGGAGGGGGAUACACCCAUCAACAUUCAUUGGAUGCGAGGUGGCAAGAUACAGCUUACACCUGCUACUAAUUACAGAGUUUCAGUGAAGCAAGAGGUGACACCUGAAGGAGUGGUAGGAGAACUGGAGAUAGUCAGCGUGGAAUCUGGAGACAGUGGAGCCUACUUCUGCCAGGCCAGUAACUUGUACGGCAGGGAUCAACAAUUAGUGCAGCUACUUGUUCAAGGUAGGCUACAUUACUUUUAACUAAUGUUUAUUGUAUCGUUAAGUUUAACCAUUGAGAAC
Molecule: messenger RNA, 1557 nt
Organism: Nilaparvata lugens (brown planthopper)
Lineage: Eukaryota; Metazoa; Arthropoda; Insecta; Hemiptera; Delphacidae
Product: Down syndrome cell adhesion molecule-like protein Dscam2
Biological process (GO): dendrite self-avoidance; homophilic cell-cell adhesion; axon guidance
Cellular component (GO): plasma membrane; axon
Molecular function (GO): cell-cell adhesion mediator activity
Source: RefSeq, a predicted model, not a curated record